Molecule: messenger RNA, 1106 nt
Organism: Eucalyptus grandis
Lineage: Eukaryota; Viridiplantae; Streptophyta; Magnoliopsida; Myrtales; Myrtaceae
Exons: 2
Coding region: 283-963 (226 amino acids)
Source: RefSeq, a predicted model, not a curated record
UAGAGAUGCAUAGAAAAGCAUCUCUUCUGAAGUUUUGGCAAUUAUAAAAGAAGGUAAAAAAAGCUCUGUGUCAGUCAGGCGUUACUUCCUCUGCGCACUUUGACCGGAGCGACCGACGCCUCCGAGUUUGGAGCCUCCUCCGCCGCCGCCCACGGCCCAUCAUCCCGUCUUCCCUUGAAAACUCCGGCGACCCUUCUCGUUCUCGUUCUUCUUCUUCUCCUUCUCCUUCUUUCUUCCCUUGUGAAGACCCCUUUUUGCAGAACAGCAAAAGGUGCUGUUUUUAUGCUCGUUUUCAUGGGUUCUGAAACGAAGGCUGGUUCUUUCGAUGAUGUUGAGUGUCAAUGUACAGAUUCAGUGCAGAAGUUUGAAUCUUUAAGUGUUGAGGACACUAAGAAGGGUGUUAGAGAGCGAGUUGCGUCGAUUUUGGAUGACAAGUCAAAUGCUCAAUGCCGAGUUACUUCGGAUGUUAAAGGCCAGACCAGAGAUGCAUUCCUUGAUAUCGAAUCUCCCCUUAUGGCGUCGGAGAAAGACAUGGCUUGCCACACUCCUCAGGAUGAUGCAUUGGGCAACAGGGUCAUUGAUGGUCGUGACAAUGUACAAAUGACUUAUCAAAAGCUAAAGCAUACAGAUGAAUGGAGAGGCAGCAUUCCUCGGCAGCUUAAUUUUGGCUCCUCAACCGAUGGUUGGGGAGGUGGAAUUCAUGGGAGGGAUUUUGCCAUGCUGUCAGAUGAGGAGAUGGUCGAAUUAAUUUACCAAUAUUUGUUAGAGAUGAUUCUGCUUGAGAAGACUGAGGAUCUUCUUGCUGAAAAGUCGGAGGCAAAGGGGGAUUACAACGAUUGCAGGACGCCUCCUUCCGCACCACGAUUAAAUGACACUGUAGAAAGUUGUCCUGGCGCUCCUGUAAAACGCAUCACUCAAUCGAGGAAUGUCGGUUCAGGUUUAUGCAGAAAGCUUCAGUUUUGAUAUUUUUGACUGCUGGGCUGUUGAGCGUUGAGACUUAUACAGGUUCUUCUCCUUUUGGUAUGAACCAAACAACUAUAUGCUAAUUUGGGAUUGUAACAUAUAUUCCAUUCAUAUCAUAUGAUCAUGCAGAAGCUUUUUUUUUU